Molecule: messenger RNA, 1239 nt
Organism: Eimeria maxima
Lineage: Eukaryota; Apicomplexa; Conoidasida; Eucoccidiorida; Eimeriidae
Exons: 5
Coding region: 1-1239 (412 amino acids)
Source: RefSeq, a predicted model, not a curated record
AUGAGAUUCCCAGAUGUUAUAUUGGGCACCAGUGCUUUGAACGUGUUAACAGCUAAUGUGCAGCCCAACCGAACACCUGAGACGGACGACAUUUUGCUCAACGAUCCACACAACAAACAAUCCCCUCUGUCAUUCUUAGUAGACACAAUAAAACUGCCACUGGUAUCUGGACUCAGAGAGGCAGAUGAACAACGUUCCUCUGCCGGGGUGAUUUCACAAGGCGAGCACGAUCCAAAGCCAACCGAGGAUGAAGAACUACAAAGAAGGGACGGCUACAUAGUUGGGGAGGAGUACAGCGGCCCUGGAUUCCAACCAGCCGAUCAGGUUAUACUGGAAGAUCCCCCGCUGUUCGCAAUGCAGAACAUUUCCCUCCUACCCCCGCAGGCGAGGAAGCCAAUCAACUUGGCUGUCCGUCAGUUUACUGCCCAAAUGCAAAGAGCCGCGGUGGAGUACUGCACAGCAAACAACUUGAACUGCAGCGAACAGCAUGCUUUAGAGACUGCAAUAUCGGUGGCGCUGAGGACAUCCCCAACGGCGUCGAUGUUUCGACAGAUCUCUGCGUCGCUCAGCGCAAUGGAGGGGGCAAUUACUAGCGCACUUAGGCCCCUAGGCUGGCCUGUAGACCCAAGAUCACCCGAGGCGCCGAAACCUCCACCUAAGCCGCGUGUGCAGAUUACGCAAGCUGUACAAUUUGCCUUCUCUCUUGUAGGGACUGCCGUGGCUCUUUUGCGGAGCUUCAUUCAUAUCACGAAAGGCCCCACGCCACUGAUUACGCUGGAUACGCAGUUGCACGAGCACCACCGCAACAUCCUCUCGAAGUUGUUGUACAGCGGCCGAGAAAUAGAAGGAUGCUCGAUGACUGUGCCGCUUAGGCAUUUGUCCAACUGCAGGAGCUUUGCCAUUGAAGUUCCGGCAAGAACUGACAAAUGCUCAGUGCCCGCCACCACCCAAGCAAAUGCUCCCAGCUCGUUAACGGUGCACGGCUUCGAACUGGCGUGUCUCGCUUCCCUUCGGUGUUCUCAGCACUACACUGCGUAUCAACCGUUCAACCUUGAUGGCAGAUACAUCCUGACGCCGAGUUCCGACGGUGCAGUAUCGUUUGCAAAAACAAUCCCCAGAGCCUUCAGUCAGGAAAACAUACCGGCUGGAGUUCUUCACCUAUACCGAUCUGAGGAAGGCAAGGCCAACAGCGACAUCCUGAAGUAUACUAUUGCUGCAGUCAGCGCUGCGCCGAGCUAA